GUACACCUAAAAACGAAACUAAAAAGCCAAACAAGGAAGCUGUCAUAACUUCUCAUAAUACUACUACUACUUUACAGUAAGCCAACCUCGAAAACAAGAUGGAUCAGUCGAAGCAUCUUAUCAAAAAGAAUAGACUCAAACUCGUGGACUGGCUGUGUCUCGAUAAAGACCUUGUUUUACAACAUGUCCAAUCAGAGGAAAUUAUAACUGAUGCUGAAUAUGGAAAACUAAAAAGCAUCUCAGACCCAAAUAAAGCCAAUAGUGAACUUAUUGACAUGUUGUUGGGCAAAGGAGAGGAUACUUGUGCGAAAUUUCUUCGCGCGCUAAAUGACGACAGAAUCAAGAACACAUACCCAGAUCUUGCCAAAUGGUUGGCUUCAUCAGCCGGAAGUGGGCCUUCAACAGAUCCCUCAGCAGACUUUGGUAGCCGGAUAACAGACAAACGUAGAUUUUUGGAGAAGAAUCGGGCUGCUCUCAUUAAGUCAGUGAAAAACACCUCGUCCAUUCUAGACCAUCUGAAGGAGGAGGGUUUUCACUCUGAAAUGAUCUCUGAAGCGGAAGCAGAGAGGACUAAGGAGGCCCAAAUGAGGCUGAUCCUGAACAGAAUAACUGUCGAAAGGCAGGCAGAGAUACUGUUCAAAGCCCUGCAAAUGCAUGAGGAGGACGUUCUGAAGGACUUGAUUGCAAAAUACCAGCAAUGAAAUCUGAAAUUGGUAUUUUUAAUUGAGUGAAUGAGUUUUUAAAAUCUUUUUUUGAAAAGAAUGCUUACUUUGCUAAUGCAUGAAACGUUUACUUACAAUCUUAAAAAAACGUGUCAGUAAGUUAGAGAUGAACAUGAAUAAUUUUUUAAAGAGAUGUUUUUGUAACAAACACAUUAUUUUCAAGAAGAAAAGAACACGAUCAGUCAUGAUAUAGAACAUGUGUAUAAAGACUGCAGGUAUGCACUGCAUGUACUGAAUGUAUGAAAGUAACUGUUGUAUUGGAUGCCCAACAAUUGGAACAAGUAAACACCAUUGGCUACCUCCA
Sardina pilchardus (European sardine) is the source of this 1026-nucleotide messenger RNA. RefSeq lists its product as uncharacterized. NCBI's taxonomy places the organism in Eukaryota, Metazoa, Chordata, Actinopteri, Clupeiformes, Clupeidae. The coding region runs from base 99 to 701 and encodes 200 amino acids. Gene Ontology annotation, biological process: regulation of apoptotic process. The record is from RefSeq and is a predicted model, not a curated record. The transcript is spliced from 4 exons.